Molecule: messenger RNA, 405 nt
Organism: Meriones unguiculatus (Mongolian gerbil)
Lineage: Eukaryota; Metazoa; Chordata; Mammalia; Rodentia; Muridae
Product: zinc finger protein ZFP2-like
Exons: 2
Biological process (GO): central nervous system development; regulation of transcription by RNA polymerase II
Cellular component (GO): nucleus
Molecular function (GO): DNA-binding transcription factor activity, RNA polymerase II-specific; RNA polymerase II cis-regulatory region sequence-specific DNA binding
Source: RefSeq, a predicted model, not a curated record
AUGCAUGGAUUAAAGGCACGUAGCAGCACACCUGGCUGUGUCCUGCAUGCAAGCAGUCGUACUGGAGAGAAACCUUCUAAAUGCACUGUAUGUGGUAAAGUCUUCUCCUAUACCACUGAUCUCAUAAGGCAUAAAAGAGUACACACUGGAGAGAAGCCUUUCAAAUGUAAUCAAUGUGGUAAAGUGUUUGCACAAAAGAGUCAUCUCAUAAGCCAUAGAAGAACACAUACUGGAGAGAAACCUUAUGAAUGUAACCAGUGUGGUAAAGCCUUUGCAAAAAACAGUACUCUCUUAAACCAUAAAAGAACACACACUGGAGAGAAACCUUAUGAAUGUAACCAGUGUGGUAAAGCCUUUGCAGAAAACAGUACUCUCUUAAGACAUAAAAGAACACACACUGGAGAG